CGCGAGCCAGCUGCCAUUCGGCGCGUGCGCAUUGCGGGAGCCCAGCUCCGAGGACGGAGGACCAGGACAUGACACAAGUGCCACAUCACAGCCAUGGGGUCUCAACAUUCUGUCUCUGCUCGUGCCUAUUCCUGCAAGCGAAAGAAAGCAGAUAACAGGGACGACCUGUUGGCCGAACGGGAGCAGGAAGAAGCCAUUGCGCAGUUCCCAUAUGUGGAGUUCACAGGGAGAGAUAGCAUCACCUGUCUCACCUGCCAAGGGACUGGCUACAUUCCAACAGAGCAAGUAAAUGAGUUGGUGGCUUUGAUUCCACAUAGUGAUCAGAGAUUGCGACCUCAGAGAACUAAGCAGUAUGUCCUCUUGUCCAUCUUGCUCUGUCUCCUGGCAUCCGGCUUGGUGGUUUUCUUCCUGUUUCCACAUUCAGUCCUUGUGGAUGAUGACGGCAUCAAAGUAGUGAAAGUCUUGUUUAAUAAGGAGGACUCCCUUGUAAUCCUCGCCAUCACGGCCACCCUGAAAAUCAGCAACUCCAACUUCUACUCUGUGGCAGUGACCAGCUUGUCCAGCCAGGUUCAGUACAUGAACACAGUGGUUGGCACAUACGGGACAACUAAUGUCUCCCUCAUUCCACCUCGGAGCGAGCAACUGGUGAAUUUUACUGUAAAUGCUGAGAUGGGAGGACCAUUUUCCUAUGUCUACUUCUUCUGCACGUUACCUGAAAUCCUGGUGCACAACAUAGUGAUCUUCAUGCGAAACAGAAUUCCUUUUGGUUUGUUUUCCCUAGAACUUCAGUGAAGAUCUCUUACAUUGGCCACAUGACCCAGAGCUCCUUGGAGACCCAUCACUAUGUGGAUUGUGGAGCAAAUUCCACAGCUGUUUAGAAGUUGCUCUUGGUUCUUCGAUGGCAGCACCUGUCACAAGAGAGCACAGCAUAUGUUCCUGGGGCCUGAGUUCUACACCUGCUCCAGAGGGUGUAAGCAGACUAGAAACUUGUUCUCUCAACCCCCAGCAAAUAUCCUCCUGCCACUUGAGAAGAAGACUCUCCAGCACCAUUCAUGUUACUCAGAACCAGCAGAGUCAGUGCCAGUGCCUCUGUCUUGUGCCCGGCAAAUAGUAGGCACUCCAUAAAUGUUUGAAGAAUUAAUUCAGAUCUUUUCAGCUGUUCUUGGGACAUAAUAAUCAUCCCAUGAUCCUAGUAUCAACCCAUAGAGUGACAUGAAAAUAGGACUAUUAAUUACAGCUGCAGAACUAUUUAGUGCCCUAUCUGGGCACAAAUGGCAGCAAGGAGGAAACAUUUGAAUACAUAAGAGAAGAAAAUAAAGCGCAUUCAAUACAGGAAUCUUUUCAUCUGCUCACAGGUGCCUAGGAGCUUAAAAAAAAAAAAAAAAAAAAAAGUUUUUACCAGGACUUUUUGUGGGGCUUGAUUUACCCUUCAUCCAUUGGCUGGAACAUGGAUUGGGGGAUUUGGUAGAAAAAUAAAUCUUGCUUUUCUUUGA
Messenger RNA from Loxodonta africana (African savanna elephant), 1493 nucleotides. RefSeq names its product transmembrane protein 106C (gene TMEM106C). NCBI's taxonomy places the organism in Eukaryota, Metazoa, Chordata, Mammalia, Proboscidea, Elephantidae. The coding region runs from base 94 to 792 and encodes 232 amino acids. The record is from RefSeq and is a predicted model, not a curated record. The transcript has 8 exons.